GAGUUCGGUUGAUCACAUGAGGCUGAUGUGCCUGGGUGGCUCCCCGGGCCUGGGGGAGGGAAGGCAGCACGCAGGAGCUGCCGUCUGCUUUCUCUGCCGCCUCCUUUUUCCGUGAGCCCAGGCUGGUGCUAGGAGGAGCUCGAACAGAGCAGGGAGACGGCCGACCUUUUGGCAGCAAAUGGCUUUUCCACAGGAGACAACGCACGGGACUCAGGCAGAAAGGAGAACUCCUGUUACUCUGGCUUUGCAGCCCCCUCUCCUCUGCCCGGCUGGAGCUGCGCAGAGCUGGUGGCAGCGUGUCCGUAGCCAGAUCCUUCUCAUGGGCGCUCCGUAGCUCAGCAGCCGAGGGAAGGGAAGGCGUCUGCAGCAGCAGCAGAGCUUCCUUUGCUGGGCAGCAGCCGGAAGAGUUUAGGAAACCAUUUUAGGGAGACUUUCUGAAGAUUCUUGUGUGUGUGACAGGUCCUAAACUGGAACAGAUCGGACAAAGCUGUUUCCUUCUCCCUCAUAUCCCGCUGUGGAUUAUUGAAGAAACUUCACUUGUGGGGGAGUUGGCUAGGUUUCUGCCUACUGCGCUGGAGGUUUUAGUGCCCCGUUUGCGUGAUUCCCUCGCAUGAAAGUAGCUCCUCUCUGGUAUCGUUCCAGGUCUGUCUGUCCUCAAGCCUCAUGUUACCAGGAGGGGCCUUUGUUAUGAGUUGUUUUUGUUUCUAUGGGGAAACGUAAUGAGCUGUUCCACUCCUCAUGACGGGGAAAUCUGCCUUGAGCUUUCUGUAUUCGUGGAAGGGGGGAGUCCUGUUUACAUCAUGUUUGCCAGGAAGUAAAACCAGCAGGAGAAAAGAAAUGAGCCGUCAGACUGCUACAGCACUACCUACAGGUACUUCAAAGUGUACACCAUCACAGAGGGUGCCUGCUCUGACUGGCACUACAGCGUCCAACAAUGACUUGGCAAGUCUUUUUGAGUGUCCUGUGUGUUUUGACUAUGUGCUGCCACCUAUUCUUCAGUGUCAGAGUGGCCAUCUUGUUUGUAGCAACUGUCGCCCCAAGCUUACAUGCUGUCCAACUUGCCGAGGCCCACUGGGUUCCAUUCGUAACUUGGCUAUGGAAAAAGUUGCCAAUUCUGUACUGUUCCCAUGUAAAUACGCCUCUUCUGGAUGUGAGAUAACUUUGCCACACACAGAAAAAGCAGACCAUGAAGAGCUGUGUGAGUUUAGGCCUUAUUCAUGUCCAUGUCCUGGUGCUUCAUGUAAAUGGCAAGGUUCGCUGGAUGCUGUAAUGCCACAUUUGAUGCAUCAGCAUAAGUCAAUAACAACACUACAGGGAGAAGAUAUAGUUUUCCUUGCUACAGACAUUAAUCUUCCUGGUGCUGUUGACUGGGUUAUGAUGCAGUCUUGUUUUGGCUUUCAUUUCAUGUUAGUCUUGGAGAAACAGGAAAAAUAUGAUGGUCACCAGCAGUUCUUUGCUAUUGUACAGCUGAUAGGAACACGCAAGCAAGCAGAAAAUUUUGCUUAUCGACUUGAGCUUAAUGGUCAUAGGCGGCGAUUGACUUGGGAAGCAACUCCUCGAUCUAUUCAUGAGGGAAUUGCAACAGCCAUUAUGAAUAGUGACUGUCUAGUCUUUGACACCAGCAUUGCACAGCUCUUUGCAGAAAAUGGCAAUUUAGGCAUCAAUGUAACUAUUUCAAUGUGUUGAAAUGGCAAGCAAACAUUUUCAGGCCAGUGUUUAAAACAGUUGCAUUUAAUUUUGCAGAAACUAGGGUAACCAUCUUUGACUGCCAGACACAAACUAUUUGGUAGAGGGAGGCUAGACGUAUAUGAAGGUAAAUAAAAGGAAAGGCUGUUAAAUUACAGGAAGCAGUUGCAUGUAGUAACACUAAUAUAUUUAAAAUAAGUCAACAGUAAACCACUGAAAAUAUAUAUACACCCAAAAUGGGCAUCUUUUGUAUUAAGAAUUGAUUCUACAGGAAAUGUUGUAAAAUAGUUCUAAAAACUUGUUUGUAGAUUGAUUGUACUGUUGAAAAGGAUACUGUUGUGUUUUUUGUUUUUUUCCCCUUUGACUGACAAGCCAUGUUGAGCAGUCUGGUCUCUUGCCGCUGCUUUUUCCCCUUAAGUCACUACAUAGUAUUGCUGCUGUUUGUGUAUAUUUUUUGUGUAUUUGCUAAUUUUUAUUAACUUCUAGUUUUUCAUUAAAUAAAUAUGACUUUCUUUUCUGUAAUUCAGGUUUUCCUCCUUUUUGUACCUUUUAAAAAUUAAUUGCAGGUGUCAUCUUUUGAUAUUCAUAAUUGCUUAUGGUAAAACUUAUACUUCUGUACAUUUGGUAAAUUAGUCUCUUCCCAGUAGUCCAUUCAUUGGUGAUACUGUUCUUAAUUCAGCUAUUUUGUGAAUGUAUUCAACUCUAAAGGAGCAAUUACAUUGGAAGAAUUAUCAGAAAAACAGCUCCUUUUAGAAACAGGCCUAGAUGAUGAUGUACUUUAUUAUACCUUCAAACAAAAGUGAGGAGUUAUUGGGUAACAUCCUAAUUAAACAAACUGAAAAUUCAUACACACUUUUUAAAUUUAGAAACUUCAGACACAAACUCAUGUUUGUAUUUUGGUUUUGCAGUACAAGAAGGCAUUGUCUUAUGCAGUAUUUGUAACUAUAAAAACAGACCAUUUAAAAAAAAAAGGCAGUCUCAGAAUACGAUGUUUUUGGUCUUUUUUAAUUUUGUCAUUAAAAGAAUACCUGGCAAACUAAA
Messenger RNA from Mauremys reevesii (Reeves's turtle), 2727 nucleotides. RefSeq names its product siah E3 ubiquitin protein ligase 1 (gene SIAH1). Gene Ontology annotation, cellular component: cytoplasm. The transcript is spliced from 2 exons. Gene Ontology annotation, biological process: multicellular organism development; proteasome-mediated ubiquitin-dependent protein catabolic process. Gene Ontology annotation, molecular function: ubiquitin conjugating enzyme binding; zinc ion binding; ubiquitin protein ligase activity. Lineage: Eukaryota; Metazoa; Chordata; Testudines; Geoemydidae. Bases 739 to 1686 code for a protein of 315 amino acids. The record is from RefSeq and is a predicted model, not a curated record.